AUGAAGGCAACGGACACUUAUCAAGAAGGAUACAUCGGAGCCUCCUCUGGUUAUCUCUGGACUGGUAUCAUCUACAACGUCAGCGUCAGUGUCAGCUUGUACUCUUUGGCGCUAUUCUGGAUUUGCAUGCAUGAUGACAUGAAACCAUUCCGCCCGGUCCCGAAAUUUCUCUGUGUCAAGCUCAUCAUCUUCGCCUCGUACUGGCAAKGUUUUUUCUUGUCAAUCCUUCAGUGGCUUGGCGCUAUUCCGAAUGGCGUGGCGGGCUACACGCCGGAUAACCUUGCUGCGGCUAUUCAGGACACUUUGAUCUGUCUAGAGAUGCCUGCUUUUGCAAUCGCCCACUGGUAUGCUUUCUCUUGGCACGAUUAUGCGGACAAUAGGGUAUCAUCGGCUCGUAUGCCAGUCAAGCAUGCGCUAAGGGACUCUUUCGGUGUCCGGGACCUCAUCGAAGACACCAAGCAGACCUUCCGAGGAAAUGACUAUGAAUACCGCCUAUUCGAUUCAGGAGAUAACAUCAUUGCCCAUGAGGAGUCAAGCUCACGUGUGAAACGAGUAAUGGAAGGAAUGAGGUACGAGCGAGGAGGAAAGGGUAAAUACUGGAUACCAAAACCUGGGGAAGCCAAUAGCCGCACGCCUCUACUAGCUGGAAGUAUCGCCCAUGGAGAGCGUAGUCUUUCAGAUGGACCCAAACGAAACAGCACCAUUGAUCAGUAUCGGUCAUAUGGUGAACUCGAAGAGACCACUAUCAACGAGGACGACGAGCGCCUCUUCAACAACGCACGAGCAUUAGAAUUUGGCGACUGGAAUUAUCCAGUCAUUACAGCCAACAUUAUUCCUCGCGACCAAGUUCUACCUCGGACUGUUAGCUACCAAAGCCAGACUUCGGGCCACGGUCACGUGACAGACGAGCUCGAAAACCCGACGUCCGCCGCGACCGAGCGAUCUUCCACCCAGUUGGUUGACUUGGUGGUCGAGAAUACCGAAGCUGAGCACCGAGAGCAAGACCAAGCCCGGCGGGAAACGGGGUCUGAUUGGCCCGAACGAGAUGCUAUUCAUUUACAGAGACCUACUGGUGAGCCAGUGGGAGUAGUGCGCCCGCAAACAACAGAUGGCACUGUUUCGCCUGCAUCACCAGCCAACUUUAGUGUUGGCGAAGAUCAUGGCGACAAUAUUGACGAGCAUACCAAUGAGAGUACGCCGCUGAAUCCUGAUUACAGCGAUCUAGGGGAAGACCGAAAUAUCUGGGGUAACUAG
Messenger RNA from Talaromyces amestolkiae, 1254 nucleotides. RefSeq lists its product as uncharacterized. Bases 1 to 1254 code for a protein of 417 amino acids. The record is from RefSeq and is a predicted model, not a curated record. Lineage: Eukaryota; Fungi; Ascomycota; Eurotiomycetes; Eurotiales; Trichocomaceae. The transcript is spliced from 5 exons. Gene Ontology annotation, biological process: transport. Gene Ontology annotation, molecular function: transporter activity.